CACAUGAGGCGGAGUGUUUAAGUUUUGCCAGAGAAGAGUGGACGCAAUGGAAGUUGCUCUUUUUUCUUUCUUGCUCAGCGCAAGUGACAUUUAAGGGAAGUUGUUUUGAAGAAACUGCAGUGAUUAUGUUGUUGACCUCGCUUAGUUGCUGCGGUCAGUAAACGAAAGAAUAGAUGUAUUGUGAUUGAAGAACACAGGCGUUUCAUAAAGAAUAGAUCGCCUGGAAAUAGCGAGUGCCCCAGUACUACCACACACAGAAUGGAUUCACACUGGGAGGAUCUUGCCUUUCUGGAUUCUAGAAUGAUGUGAGAUCUGAGGGUUCUGGGAACGUUGGUGAUUCUCUGCUCUCUUGGUGUUUUGUCCUCUUUUACCUGCCUCGUUGGAGUGUGAAGACGUGGAUGUCAUAUUAUAGUCGAGUUUGAACCUCACCCACCCUGAGGUCUGAGGACUGAGACCCUCCUCUGUCCUGUUCCGUCCUGGUUCCAGGCAACAUGAUGGAGCCCCUAGUGGACCGGCCCGGGCCCCAGGUUGGAAGGUCCUCUCUGGGGGAGAGAAUGGCCUCCUGCUGCUCCUACAGAAGCCUCCAGACUUGGCUCCCCAUCCUCACCUGGUUACCCAAGUACAGGCUGAGCUGGCUCCAGAUGGACCUGAUAGCAGGUCUCACCGUGGGUCUAACCACCGUACCACAGGCCCUGGCUUAUGCUGAGGUGGCCGGCCUACCUGUACAGUACGGCUUAUACUCAGCCUUCAUGGGUGGGUUCAUCUAUACGUUUCUGGGAACCUCCAAGGAUGUAACCCUGGGUCCUACUGCCAUCAUGUCCCUGCUGUGUGCCUCCUACGUGGGGGGAGACCCGGUCCGAGCCGUCCUCCUCAGCCUGCUCUGUGGAGCCAUACAGACCGCCAUGGCUCUACUACGUUUGGGGUUUCUUCUGGACUUCAUCUCAUUUCCGGUGAUCAAAGGCUUCACCUGUGCUGCCGCGGUAACCAUAGGCUUCGGUCAAGUCAAGAAUGUGCUGGGACUGAAGGACAUACCUCAUGAGUUCUUCCUGCAGGUCUACUACACCUUCUACAGGAUACCUGAGACCAGGAUAGGAGACGUGGUUCUAGGUCUGCUGUGUCUGUGUCUGCUGGUGAUGUUGCAGUGGAUGAAGAGAACCCUGGAACCCCCGUCCGAACAGGACGCCCCCCUCACCAAGGCCGCUCACAGUCUGGUCUGGGGCAUCGCUACCGUGCGUAAUGCGUUGGUCGUAGUGGCGGCGUCCUUCGUGGCGUUCUCAUGGAAUGCGUUUGGCUCACCGGUCUUCACCAUUACCGGGAAAACAUCCCAGGGCCUGCCGCCGUUCAGAGCCCCUCCCCUCUCCGAGACCACGCCCAACGGUACCAGCAUCAGCUUCGGAGAGAUCAUAAAGGAUUUUGGAGGAGGGCUGGCUGUCAUCCCCUUCAUGGGAGUACUGGAGAGCAUUGCCAUCGCCAAAGCCUUCGCCAGUCAGAAUGACUAUAGAAUCAAUGCCAACCAGGAACUGUUUGCUAUUGGUCUAACCAACAUUAUGGGAUCCUUCGUCUCAGCCUAUCCGGUCACAGGAAGCUUCGGAAGGACUGCAGUGAACUCCCAGACAGGGGUGUGUACACCAGCCGGAGGCAUAGUCACUGGUGUGGUAGUGCUGUUGUCCCUGGCCUUCCUGAUGCCAGCAUUCUACUACAUCCCUAAAGCCUCUCUGGCAGCAGUCAUCAUCUGUGCUGUGGCUCCCCUGGUCGACUACCGUGUCGUCAUGCAGUUCUGGAGGAUACGCAAGCUUGAUCUGGUGCCGUUCCUGAUCACCUUCCUGUUGAGUUUCUGGGAGGUGCAGUACGGCAUUGUGGGAGGUGUAGUUGUUUCUGGACUCAUGCUGCUCUACAAUGUAGCCAGGCCCAACAUAAAGGUGUGUGAUCAUGGUGUUUUGGUGAUGGAGUUAGAUAGUGGCCUCAGUUUCCCCUCCACAGAGUACCUCAACACUGUCCUAUACACUCAGGCCCUGCAGGCCUCUCCUCCUCGGUCAGUGGUCCUGGACUGUCAUCAUGUCAAUACUGUAGACUAUACAGUUGUCAAGGAGCUCAGGGACCUGCUGCGGCAGUUCAAACUACGAGGGGUCGGACUCAUCUUCUCUGGUCUGCAGGUACUGACUGACUGGGUGGUCUACAGUAUUCGGUCUUGGAGGUCCUGUUGGCAGCAGACCUGCCGGAUCUUAGACACACCGCCAGUGUGGAGGCGGCACUAACCAUCCUAUCGGGUAGCACUUAGUGACUGACACUACAACCAACCAAUCACAGACGAGAACAGUGAUAUAUAUAUAUAUUUUUUUUUUUAUGCUGUCCUGAACCAAUCCCUGCUGAGUGCACCGAUUACACUCGACUCAACGGACCCUGACACUGAAAUCAGAAUGAUUGGUAUGGAUCUGGACCAAUCAGGGUACAGCGAUGGCCAAGAAUGUCCCUCCCCCUUACUAAUUUAUUGGCUGUCAAGCAGUUGACAGGUUGUCAAUCCCCCUUUUUUAACCAAGCAUGAGAACCGAUCUCUUAUGCUUUUCCACUUUGAAGAUGUUGCUGUGUGAUCGGUUUCAUCUUGUAGCUUUUAUAAUGACUUUUAUGUUGUUGAAGUUAUCUGUAGACACGGAUCAAGUCUAGAGUAGGUUUGUGGUUUCUAUCACUAAUGGACAUUUGAAUGUCUCUGUGUGCAGUUUGAAGGUAGUUUCUGGCCCAUUGCUAACUAGCGUUAGCAUAAUGACCGGAAGUUUACAGGAACAGCUAGCACACACUACCUUUAUCCCGGGUCUGUUUUAACAGGUUUGCUCUGUGUGUUAACCCCUUCAGAGCCAACAUACACAGAGGAACUGGAGGACGGGAAAUCACUUCUCAGGAAGUGAUGUAAGGAAAGAAGCCCCACCCUCUCAGCACUUAACUUCCUGUUUGUGUUCCAAAUCAAAAUUCCAAAUCCCUACCCGUGUGUCCCAGUCCUGGUCCCGCGGACCCUAAGGGGGGCACAUUUUUGUUUUUUGCCCUCGCACUCACAAACCUGAUUCAACCAAAUGCUUGAUGAUAAGUUGAUUAGUUGAAUUAAGCUAAAAACAAAACGUGCACCGCCUUGGGUCCCCGGACCAGGAUUGGGAAGCCCUCACCGGAGUCAGUGUGUGUGGAUAGGUGGAAGCAAUAUGGAGGAAAUAGCACUUAGCCUGUCCAGAGAUAGAACUGUGUAUCUAAUACCUAUGGAAUGUUUUGAUUUGAUUUACAUGGGUGUUAGGGUCACGUCUGGUAUAGGACGUGUCAGAUAUCCUUAGACUGGGGAGAUACUUACACUAUUGCAACUUUGUUUUUAAAUGUUCUUCUUGUACGCAUUAAUACAUAUAAUAUAUUAUUGUAUACAUUUGCUUGAUCAAUUAGACUUAAAUUACAAUUAUUGAUCCCUUUCAAAUUGAUCAAUUGUGCUUUAUUGGUUGCCUCUAUUGGAUGAGAAGUUGACUGUCUCCUACUCUCUGUGUGUGUGUGUGUGUGUGUGUGUGUGUGUGUGUGUGUGAGAGUAUUUACCUGUACGAUCAUGACCAUAAGAAGAAUAUCACAUUCCAAAUGGUUUGUGCCUUGCAUGUUCUGCACUUAAUACAAUUAUUUUUUUUAUUUUUUUAACACUUUGAAACUUUUUAAUUCUUACUUAGAAAUGUAUUUGAGAAGACUGACAAUUUGUAUACAUCUCCAAACUUAGUUUUAUGUUGUGAAUUAACCAGUGGUGUAAAGUGCUUAAGUAAAGAUACCCCAAAACGACUUCAGUAGUACUUUAAAGUAUCUGUGCUUUGCUAUUUAUAUUUUUGACUACUACUACAAACAUAAAUUGUGCUGUUUGGAUUGCCUAA
Messenger RNA from Oncorhynchus masou masou (cherry salmon), 3878 nucleotides. RefSeq names its product sodium-independent sulfate anion transporter-like. The coding region runs from base 492 to 2255 and encodes 587 amino acids. Gene Ontology annotation, cellular component: plasma membrane. Gene Ontology annotation, molecular function: secondary active sulfate transmembrane transporter activity. The record is from RefSeq and is a predicted model, not a curated record. NCBI's taxonomy places the organism in Eukaryota, Metazoa, Chordata, Actinopteri, Salmoniformes, Salmonidae. The transcript is spliced from 17 exons. Gene Ontology annotation, biological process: transmembrane transport.